AUGCCAGGAGAAAUCACCACCCCCGAGCCAAGUCAAGCCGCACAGACAAAGGGUAAGGGAAAGGUUGUCGAGGAAGAAAAAGAAGAAAAUGUUACAAAAAGCUCUUCAUCGACAAAAUCUACAAACGAAUAUCAACUGAAAGCGAUUGAAUGGACUGAUUCAGUAAGCGAAAAAACCAGAAAGUUGAAGAUCAUCACUCAAAAUGGUAAUGUUUUGCUUUUGCGAGGUGCUAUUGAGACUAAACCAUAUGAACGUUCAAAU
This is a messenger RNA of Scutellospora calospora, 261 nucleotides long. NCBI's taxonomy places the organism in Eukaryota, Fungi, Glomeromycota, Glomeromycetes, Diversisporales, Gigasporaceae. The record is from the annotation of a GenBank genome assembly.